AUAGCAGCCGCAGAAACACAAUGCUUAUUUCGAUAAAAUGGCUACUCUUACUAACUCUAACGGGCGUACACGCGCAAGAACCACGGAAGAGAGCUUCGAAUGAUCGAUUCACGUAUGAAGAACCGAUCGUCUUGGAACAGGAAGACGACGUGUCGUGUUCGGGUGGAGGAUGUGUUAAAAGAUCACCUGGACAAGAUGAGUUUGGGCCCUUUUGGGCUAACAGGGGGAAGAAGGACCCUACUUAUUCUAGAAGUAAGUUGUACGCGGAGGAACCACACUGGAUUCUGGUGCGACGAGACGAUAAAGAUGUAAAUGACAACGAACCUUUUUAUGUUGCAAGAGGGAAAAAAAGUUUUUCUGAGAGUAAUUCCAAGAAUAUUGCUGCCCAGUUCUGGAGGACUCUUUUUGGAGUCAAUUCGCCUAGGAAAUUGAAGUAUUUGCAAAAUUUAGGUGUACCGUAUUUUUUAGAAGUAGGUAGAAAAGAAAAUGGUAAUGAGAGAAGUGCAGACAUUCAGUAGAUGUAAAUUGUAUGUGUUGAAGAUGGAAAAACAUGCAUGUAAACCCUUUAAGCUUAAUUUAUUGUUGUAAUUAAUAGGCGUACUUAAAUAAAUUAUUGUGAACUGGAUGAAAUAUAGA
Messenger RNA from Zophobas morio, 636 nucleotides. RefSeq lists its product as uncharacterized. The record is from RefSeq and is a predicted model, not a curated record. The transcript has 2 exons. NCBI's taxonomy places the organism in Eukaryota, Metazoa, Arthropoda, Insecta, Coleoptera, Tenebrionidae. The coding region runs from base 21 to 518 and encodes 165 amino acids.